Molecule: messenger RNA, 1581 nt
Organism: Hypoxylon fragiforme
Lineage: Eukaryota; Fungi; Ascomycota; Sordariomycetes; Xylariales; Hypoxylaceae
Product: maintenance of telomere capping protein 1
Exons: 2
Coding region: 1-1581 (526 amino acids)
Source: RefSeq, a predicted model, not a curated record
AUGGCGGGGAAACGAUCAAAGGAAGCUACCAAUGACCUCGACGAACUAUUUGAAGGGAUCGGCGACGAGAAAACAGUGAAUAAGUCCGGAGGCAAAUCCAAAUCCGCUGUCUCCAAAACUCGAGGCGACAAGCCUAAGAAAGAUAUUCUUGCCGAACUAGAGGAUGAGCUUGAAGGCGAAGAGGUUGCCCGACCCCAUACGCCCCGCGUUAAAGAGCCAUCCUCAUCCAAGGCAGCCGCCAAGCGAAACAGCACAGCAACGCCUCCGCCCGGCGCCGGUCGAGUUUCGGAAGACAAAUCAGCCAACCUCGUACGCAAAUCCGUCGACAGCACCCGUUCUCUCCACACAAGUUUCACCCCGAGCGCUACUAGCUCCGAGCUUCAGGAUGCCGAGAAGAAGGGAACAGUUGAGGAGACUUCCGCGCAGGCUGGAGGUGGAUGGUGGGGUGGGUUGUUUGCUACGGCGAGUGCUACAGCAAAUGCGGCCAUGAAGCAAGCUGAGGCCGCCUACAAAGAAAUUCAACAAAAUGAAGAGGCCAAGAAAUGGGCCGACCAAGUAAAGGGAAAUGUCGGGGCUUUGAAAGGUCUAGGCGACGGCAUCCGCCACCGAGCCCUACCGACUUUCGCUAACAUCCUGCAUACGCUUGCUCCGCCUAUCUCUUCGCACGAACGACUUCUCAUCCAUAUUACCCACGACAUCGUCGGCUAUCCUUCUCUUGACCCCCUCAUCUACGGUGUCUUUAGUCGGGUUAUGUCCCAGGUCGAAGGGGGGGAUCUUCUCGUUAUUCAACGAGGCCACGAAAACACUGCGCGACGCUCUUCCGACGCCUUCUACAAAGGAGCUUCGAGCUCAGCGGGUUGGCGCGACGGCCCCUGGUGGAGACAGGUUGACCUGCCUCGCGAUCUCGGGGCUGUGAAAGGACUAGUGGAAGGGACGAAACUCUGCCGCGUCAGCGCAGAGAGCUACGCCCACGAUUACUUCGCAGGCAGCGGCGGUGUCGUGGAAGCGCAAAAGCGCGCCCUAGAGCCCGUGAGCGAGGAAAACCCCGUGCGAACGAGCGACAUCUUCCUGGCCGUCCAGCCCAUCACCGUAGACGCGGACCCGGCGCUCUUCGCGGGCAGCACCGCCGGUGAGGCUGAGAAGGAAACCAGCGCCGUAGCCGACGACGGCGCCACCGAGGCGCACGUGUGCUUCGCCGUCUACGUCCUCGAUCCCAUCCACGAAAUCAUCUACAGCACCAUCAGCCAGCACAUCCCCGCCAAGUGGAUCCGCUGGCUCGACGCGCCCACGCCCCUCACUCCCGCUAGCGGCGAGAGCGCGAGCGAGGGACCCGAUGUUUCUUCGUCCUUCACCGUGCCCGACGAGAUCCGCGAGAUCGUCGAGAACGGCGGCGUGGAUCCCCGCGAAUGGGUCGCCGAGUGGGUCGAGGAAACGCUUAGCUUGAGUAUUGGCGUUGUGGCGCAGCGGUAUGUUGCGAGGAGGAUGGGUGUGGGCGAGGGGGGGCUGGGCAAGGGGAAGCAGAGGAUGGAGGCGCUGAUACAGGAGGGUGCUGGUGAGGCGGCGAGGGCGGGGGUUAUUUGA